AUGGCGGACAAACCCUCAGUAGACACUGCCGAUGUCUCUCGCAAUGAGAAGGCCGCCUUCGACGUGCCCACAACAGGGCAUGAAGAGACAGGCGGUCGGCGCCGGUCCGUCGCUCUCAACCUGGUCGAGAAUCCGUUGAAGCGCACUUCACCGGAACAAACUGUCCUGAAUGCCGUGUCUUUCGCCGAAUCGCAUGGCAUGUCAGAGCAUGCAAACCUCUUUGGUCGCGCCGCUCUCGUUGCUCGUGACCCAGACAACUUCCAAAGCGUCACAGAGCUCGAGGACCACGAGCGCAAUGCUCUCCAAUACGAGAAAGACCACAAGUGGCAUGGCCCCAAAAUGCUCUGGUACUCAAUCGGCUUAUGCGCCAUCGGAGCCGCCACCCAGGGGUGGGAUCAAACUGGUUCAAAUGGUGCCAACUUGUCCUUCCCUGAAGAAUUCGGGAUCAACGGUAAAGGCAAAGACGAAUGGAUCGUCGGUAUUAUCAACGCCAUCAUAUUCUUGACAGCUGGUCUCAUUGGUGCAUUCAUUGUCGAUCCCCUCAACCACUAUUUUGGCCGAAGAGGCGAGAUCUUCAUCACCGCUUGCUGUCUAACUGCCACACCCAUCGGUUCUGCUUUUGCAAAAUCCUGGCAAGGGCUCUUCGCUGCUCGAUUCGUCAUGGGCAUUGGAAUCGGCGCAAAGAACGCUACGGUACCCAUCUACUCUGCGGAAAUGGCCCCGGCUCGCGUUCGAGGUGCUCUUGUCAUGUUCUGGCAACUCUGGGUCGUUGCUGGUAUCUUCUUGGGCUUCGCUGCCAACGUUAUCGUCAAGGACACUGGCGACAUCUCCUGGCGUCUCCAGCUCGGUUCAGCCUUUAUUCCUUCCUUCAUUCUCAUGGUCGGAAUUUUCUUCUGUCCCGAAAGCCCUCGUUGGCUCAUGAAGCAUGGGAAGCACGCCCAAGGAUUUCGAUCGAUGCAACGUCUGCGAGCUCAUCCCAUCAUUGCCGCUAGAGACUUCUACUACUCGCAAGUCCUCUACGAGGAGGAGCUUCGUGAGGCUCGUGGCAGUGGCUAUUUCUCCCGUUUGUGGGAUUGCUUUGCUGUGCCUAGAAUCAGGCGUGCGAACUAUGGUGCCUCGACAGUGAUGCUUGCUCAGCAAAUGUGUGGCAUCAACAUCAUCUCCUUCUACAGCUCGACCAUCUUCGAAGACGUCGGCUAUACCGCAACCCAGGCUCUGUAUGCGUCUCUAGGAUAUGGUGCGAUCCAGGUAGUGGCGACAAUUCCUACUCUGUUCCUGAUCGAUACAAAGGGCCGAAGAACCUUGACUUUGGCGACCUUCCCUGGAAUGUGUAUCUUCUUGCUGGCGGCGGGUCUAUCUCUGCUCAAAACCGAUGGAAGUCGUGGAUCCCAAAUCGGUCCUGUUGUAUUAUUCGUCUACCUCUUCACCAUCUGCUACUCCUUGGGAGAAGGGCCCAUCGCAUUCCAGUACUCUGCAGAAGUGUUCCCUACCAUUCAACGUGAGCAAGGAAUGGCCUGGGCAGUUUGCAUCAACAACACUUUUGCUGGCGUUCUUAGCUUGACUUUCCCUCGAAUGAGGACUGUCAUGACUCCCACUGGGGCUUUCGGUUUCUAUGCCGGACUUAACCUGAUUGCCUGGUUCAUGAUCUUCUGCUUCGUGAGAGAGACCAAGCAACUCACCCUGGAAGAAAUUGACCAGGUCUUCUCGGUACCGACCAAGAACUACAUCAGUUAUGAAACGAAAGUAUGGCUUCCUUACUUCAUCAAGAGACACAUCUUCCGACGGAGGAUCCCCAAACCGCCUGGAAUCAUCGAACGUGCCGAGGAAGCCGACAAGGCCGACACAUACUAG
Exophiala spinifera is the source of this 1851-nucleotide messenger RNA. RefSeq lists its product as uncharacterized. Bases 1 to 1851 code for a protein of 616 amino acids. Gene Ontology annotation, molecular function: myo-inositol:proton symporter activity. Lineage: Eukaryota; Fungi; Ascomycota; Eurotiomycetes; Chaetothyriales; Herpotrichiellaceae. The record is from RefSeq and is a predicted model, not a curated record. The transcript has 10 exons. Gene Ontology annotation, biological process: transmembrane transport. Gene Ontology annotation, cellular component: membrane.